Molecule: messenger RNA, 3529 nt
Organism: Vitrella brassicaformis
Lineage: Eukaryota; Vitrellaceae
Source: the annotation of a GenBank genome assembly
CGAAUCGCGAACGAUGAGAUUUGUUUGAAGCGCUUUUUCUCGGGAUCAUCAAACAUCAUGCUGCACACGUUUUCAUACCAGAGGCCUCCGCCACCCGCCCCCGUACCCGAAUGGCCGCAGGUGAGAAUAACACACACAGAUCUCAUGAUGGCGGUGGCACACGUGGAGGAUGCAACCAUCUCUCUCUCUCCUUUGCCUGGAUCUCUCUCUUUUCCGUUCAUUUCAGCGUCAGAUCGGCCUCUCGUCCGGUAGCCAUCCCACGCCGCCGCCCAAUGCGCCGCAGCAGACGUCAUCCACCGGCCAGAUCCCAGAUCCCACCGGUCAGCAGGGAGCCGGAGGCGGUCCCUUCCACCCCCGCAUGCCCAACACGCACUCGGCGCUCUUCGGGCUCCGCCCUCCACGCCCACCAAUGCCCGAGGGCGUGCGCCCACCCGUACCUGCGGCUCAUGGCGGUGGUAUGCAGACCUUCGCGAAUUCGCAGUCGUGGCGUCCGCCGCGUCCUGUGAUGGUCCCUCCGCCCGCAUCGCAUCGCAUGGCGCCGCUUAGCGCCACCAAACUCGUCCCCCCGCCGGCAGUGCCCAACGCUCCACGCGUCGCAUCCAUCCCGCAGACCUUGUCCAUGCUGCCGGGGGUGUUCCGACCACCCCCUGCUGCUGCUGGUGGGGUAGUUGGUCCUUUUGGCGUACCGGGCCGCCCUGGUGGCCCAGGAGGACGGUUCACGCCAAUGCCUAUCCAGGCAGGGGGAGGGGGAGGGGUGACGGCCACUGGCGGCGGCAUGACGGGUCAGGGAAAGGUGGGAGGUGAGGUAGUGAACGAGGUAGCCCGCUCGACGUCCGAUCCGAACAAGGGCCCCCAGGGUCCGCAGGGUCAGCAGGGGGUCGGGGCGGUGCAGAGGGAGGGAGAGGGUGUGGUGGGCGGGAGAGAGGAGGGGAUCUGUAGCGGUGUGGCCGGUGGGGUAGUGGGUCCGGCUGCUGGUGGUGGUGGUGUUGGGGGUAUGGUGAGCACUUCGGUGCAGGAGGGGCGGCGACCCUUCUUCUACCCCACCACAGCUAACCCCCUGAUCACGCCUGCCAUGAUACAGGUACCUACAUGCGCACAUGGGCCGGGCACACGGGAACGCAUCACACACAGACACGUCCAUCUGCAUGGAUCUGGGUGUGUUGGGUGUGUUGGGUGUGUUGUUGGUUCAGGCCCCUCUUCUCAAGUCGCAUGCGUCACGUCCAGUGACCUCUCUGUCCCUCCAAGGGCAGCAGCUCACCACCGCCACCACACAGCAGCAGCACCAGCAGCAGCAGCAGCAGCCGCAGCAGCCACCCCCACAGCAGACACAAGACACUGCCACAGAGGACCACCAUGCCACCACCGGCCCUCCCCACCUUCACCCGCACCCAUGGCCGGAGGAGCCCGCCCUCUCCGUCCUGCCCAGUGACCCCCUGGCUAGAGAGGUGGAGAAUCUCAAGACCGCCAAGUCGCUGGCAAUGCAGAGCGAGAAAUGGUCCAAACAACACCUACAGGGUGAGAAAGGACGCACACCACACGAGGGGGGCGAAAGAGGGAGGCCGGCCACUGGGGGCUCAUAUAUCUGUUUCUGCUCUCUCUUGUUGUCUGUGUCUUGUGUGUGGGGGUUCAGAGCGCAACUCUCAGUUGUUCCGAGACCGUCAGGUGCACGGCCCCCGACGGACGGUAGCGGGCGGCGACGAUCCCCUCAUCCAUGGAGGGGGGGCAGGCGGUAAACACGAGACGGGCGGCACCUUCCUCACCUCGUUCACCCAACACCACCAGCAGCACCAGCAGCAGCCGCCCCCGUACACGGACGAUUCGCCGUCCUUCCAGCCUCCACACCCACACCAGCAGCAGCAAGGCAUGCAGCAGGGCAUGGCCUUCGCCCCGCCCCCCGUCGUCCCUCCCAGCCAUCCGUACCAGCAGCAGCACCACCAGCCGCUGCUCACCUACACCAACGCCGAGACGCAGUACGACCCACAGAUGUACGGCACACUCGCCAUGCAGGCGUCCACACACGCACCCCCACUCAUCGAGAAUAACUUCCCCGCACACGUGCCGGCCGGCUACCCAUACGAGCAGCCCGUGCACGCGCCUCAGUACGAGCAGCAGAUGGGCGAAGAUGGAGAGAUGGAUGGAGGAGAUGGGGCGGGAGGGGGCGGGGAGGGGCAUGUGGUCAAUGGCUUCGGCGUCGUAGAUAGUGGUGCUGGUGUUGGUGGUGCUGGUGAGGCGCUGGCCAAUGGGGUGCCGCUGGCACAUGAGGGGGAGGGGAUGGGCAUGGGCAUGAUGGGCAUGGGGGAGGGGGAGAGUGUGGAGCAGAACGCCCUGUUGGUCAUGGAAUUCUGCAAAGAUAAGGUGGGUGGGUGACCGAACACAUAAAAGGAGACCACACGGACACACUGCUCACAUCGCUUUUCCUUCCUCUCUUUGUGUGUGUGUGUGUUGGAUCCAUCCAUCCAUCAGUUGUCGCGUAGCGUAGUGCAGGAGUUGCGUCAGAUGAAGCAGCCCCCCGCUGCCUCGCGCAUCGUCCUUGAGACCCUCGCCACCCUCCUCUCGGUCCCCCUCACCGACACACGCCCCCUCGCCGUCCGCAAAGUGCUCGCCCUCCCCAACCUGGCCGACAAGCUCCACACCUUCGACCUCAACAGCGUCAAGAAAAAGGACUACCAGGCCAUCCGCAGGAACCUGGCCAGCCACGAGUGGGACGAGACGGCACUCGAGACCACCAAGUUCGUCUUCCUGGCGCUCUGGGUGCGCGCCGUUGCCAUGCUCCUGCAGACGCGCAAACACAUGGCCAGCCCCCCCGUGCAGACCACUCUGACCUUCGAGCGGGCCAUACGAGAGGCGACCAUCGCCAAACACCCACUCGGCGAAAGUCGUGAGCAAUGCCACCGUAGUCGUAGCAAGGAGACGGAGGGGAGGGGAGAGGGGGCGGGGCAGAGGGGGUCGUCAGUGCGGGGGGCGGAGGCCACAGUGACGAGUGGCGGUGGGAAGGUAGUGCUGAGUUUCGAGCCCGACCUUCGUGUGAUGAGUGAGGAUGAGAAGGGGGCGGUGAUGGAUUUGAAGAUAUCGCGCGAGGGAGUGGGCUCCAUCCAGUUCCACGGCAUCACCGACUGCAGAGGAAUCGACUUCGACGAGGUCAGCACAGUACACCUACCCCACCCACUCCAUCACACAACGCACACACACACAUCAAUGCUCGUCUCAUCUCUUUGUCUCUCUGUCUGUCUCUGUCUCUGUCUGUGUGUGUGGGCAGGUUGUUCGAUUGGAGGUGGGUGAGGUGUUGGUGUACCCGAGCAACAGCAGCGUGCGCAAGCCCGAGGUGGGGCACGGCCUCAACAGGCCGGCGACGGUGACCAUGUACCAGUGCUGGCCGCCCCCCACGCAGCACGAGGGCACGCUGUCCGACACGGCCGCCAUGGAGCGGUACCGCCGGAAGAUCCAGCUCAUGACGGAGCGCAAGGACGCCACCUUCAUCGACUACUGCUGCCAGACAGGCGUGUGGAAAUUCAGAGUCGAACACUUCUGA